Molecule: messenger RNA, 1887 nt
Organism: Exophiala mesophila
Lineage: Eukaryota; Fungi; Ascomycota; Eurotiomycetes; Chaetothyriales; Herpotrichiellaceae
Exons: 2
Coding region: 1-1887 (628 amino acids)
Source: RefSeq, a predicted model, not a curated record
AUGUCCUUCUCAAGCAGUGAAUCGACCUUCUCAUCGACCCCAUUGUUGCCGACCAGCGUUCAGACUAGUUCACUGGACCAGACAUUAACCACUUCGUUGACCGAUGAAUCAACCACCCCAUGGACUUACUCACCCAGUACUGGCUCUGUUACCGCUUCCGAUGUGACAACUACCACUCCUCCCACCGAUGCAGUCACCACUUCCUCGACUGACUUUUCAGCUACUUCCUUGACUGAAGUAUUAACUAGUUCUUCGACUAGUACCUUUUCCACGCUCUCGACAGGUGACACUACUACCACCUCAACGGUUGAUGCCUCAACCAUAUUCACCACCUCUUCAACUGCUGGCUCAAUUGGAACCUCGAUUGGUGCACCAGAUACCUCCUUGUCCGAUGGAUUUACCACGCCCAGUACUACAAUGCAGCCAUCCACUACUGCGCUCCCAGGAUCUACCGUGGCAUUGAUUUCUCUUUCUUCGAGCUCUCAAUCAAUGACUGCAUCUCUCACUUCGACGAGUGUCGCCUUUGAUAGUUCUACUACCAUCAUGACUUUGGAGGCCAGCACCAUUGUCCCUUCAUCGUCAACAUCCACUGAAAACCCAAGCAUGAGUUCCGAGGCCCCAGUACAAGGCUCUAGCAGUGAAAGUAUUCUGGCCUCGUCGACCUCAGAGAUAACCAACGCAAACUCACUUACGUCGUCGAUACUUGGAAGCUCGACCAUGACGAGCUAUACAUUCCCUCAGUCAUCGGUACAAUUCAGCUCAAGCACGCCGAGUUAUAUUACAGCUCCUUCUACGAUGUCUUCUCUCUUAGAUACGAGUAGCUAUGUCACCAAUUCCCAACCUCAAACCACAGUUGUGAGCGAUACCUCAUCUUCCUCAGCCAUUGAAACUACCAUAUCUCAGAGCUCGACUAUGUCAAGUCUCGAGUACACAACAAUCGACUUGGGCAGUACCACGAUUACAGCCAGUAGCACCACAAGCGAAUUAUCCUCAGAUACGUUAAAUCCGACUGCUGGUAGUUCGUCUUCGUUAUAUACGGAUAGCUCCUCGAUGCCUCCCAGUAUAUACAGCGCUCCUAUGUCAGAUACAACCUCUGCCACUGAAUAUACAUUGUCAACUCCUAGUGAGGCUUCGUCUCUGGCACCCACCACGACUAGUGUCUAUGGGUCGACCACGACCAUGACCACGACCAUCGAGUAUAUCAUUACCAGUGUUACACCCGAGUCAACCUCCUCCCCAACGAUGGCUACUGAACUCACCUCUUCAAAUGACUACACUUCACAACCCACCAGCCAUACGGCAGAAACUACCUUCCCGACUUCAGCUACUGAUCAGACCACUGAGAUGUCUGCUAUCACAACCACUGACUCUGUAUCUUCAAGCAUCAAUUCUCUGCCAACUUCGACUGGUGUCGAGUCUACUCAAGUUACUUCAUCAACCUCCACCGAGAGGGAACCCCCCGGAUUGACAACUACCAGUUUUGCAAGCGACACGACCACAGAAGAGAGCUCUUCGUCGACAUCAGCUACUAAAGACACCACCGAAUCAGGGUCUGAGUCUUCUUCGACUACAACCAUAGAAACGACUGAAACCACAUUCCCUAUGACUUUUACUACGACGCACACGACCGAUCCGUCCACCUCCGAUCCUUCUACUUCUGAAAGUCCAGUCAUAACGUCAUCUGCCACUUCAGCCAUUUCAGCCACUGCCACCACAGAAAUGACGACUGUUGGAACAACGCAGUUCUUUAGCGACCCGCACGACUCCGAGCUACAUUACGACAGGCGAAUCUUCUUCUACCCUGGAAACCUCCUUGAGCACUGGGGCUCCAGUAACGAACCAUAUGACCAAUGCCUACUCAUCGACAACAGCCGAAAUGACCAGUGA